AUGUCUUGCACGUCACGCACUGCCACAGCGUACGGUCGACGGUCAGGUCCAUCGCACGAUUUCGAUACAAACGCCAUAUCACUCAAGCCCCGUUCUACAUCUUCCAAAACACCGCAUUUAAGCCAAUCAAGGGUACAUAGCGCACCUUUAACAGUACGACCCCGUUAUGUGCCGCCCUUUUCAAUACAGUCGCAGCAAAAAAACACUGUUGUCAUCAACGGACCCAUUAACGAAGCAACAGUAUCGGCAAGUGCCCGCGGUAAAGCGCCGAAUCCGACAGCCGGAAGAAAGGACCAAAAAUCCAUAACCACAUUCAAUGUCGCUGUCGGUUCAAAAACCAUCUCGCCCAGUGCAAGCUCUAUUCAGUGCAGCACAUUGUUUCGAAUGUAUUUCGACCGCGGAGAUUUGCCCAUUAAAAUGGAGUACCUUUGCGGUGGGGAUAAAAUUGGUUGGACGGUGGACAUUGAGAAACUGGAUUACAGCUUAUACCUACCGCUCUUCUUUGAUGGUCUAGCUGAAACGAAACACCCCUACAAGACAUAUGCACGACAGGGCGUCACCGAUUUGCUAUUGGCGGGUGGAGAUAAAAUCCAUCCUGUCAUACCACAAUUAAUUUUACCACUGAAGAAUGCAUUGAGUACACGAAACUUGGAAGUUAUGUGCACAACUUUGAAGAUAAUACAACAGUUGGUUAUUUCAUCGGAUAUGGUGGGUCCAGGCUUGGUACCUUUCUACAGACAAUUGUUGCCCAUGUUCAAUGCUUUUAAAGUUAAGAACUUAAACUGCGGUGAUGAAAUAGAUUAUGCUCAAAAGAACAACAUGAAUUUAGGUGAUCUUAUUGAUGAAACACUGCAAGUGCUGGAACUUCAUGGUGGAGAAGAUGCCUUUAUAAAUAUUAAGUAUAUGGUACCAACCUAUGAAUCCUGCUAUUUAAACUAAAAUAAUCAUU
Scaptodrosophila lebanonensis is the source of this 949-nucleotide messenger RNA. RefSeq names its product parkin coregulated gene protein homolog. Gene Ontology annotation, molecular function: Hsp70 protein binding; Hsp90 protein binding. NCBI's taxonomy places the organism in Eukaryota, Metazoa, Arthropoda, Insecta, Diptera, Drosophilidae. The record is from RefSeq and is a predicted model, not a curated record. The transcript is spliced from 5 exons. The coding region runs from base 1 to 939 and encodes 312 amino acids.